AUGUCUUCGUCCGACUCUGCUGAUAACAUUUCCAAGUGGGAGGAACGUGUAUGCAUAAACAGUGGAAGAAAGUUUUACAAACCAAAAGUCAGUGGAUCUCUUACACCUGCUGUUGGAAUGCUUUUUAAGUCAUUUGAUGAGGCAUUUGCAUUUUAUCAGAGAUAUGCACUUGCUGCAGGAUUUCAUGUUUCCAAAGCAAUAGAUUCUGGUUCAGUUGAGAAUAGUAAAAGAAUUGUUAGACGUAAUAGAGGUUCAAAAAGAGUUGGAUGCAAUGCUCAUGUGAAACUAAUAUUAGAGGACAAUAAUAUGUUUAAACUCUACUUCUUUGAACAAGAACAUAAUCAUAUCUUUGUUGAAGAUGAAGAUAUUCAUUUCUUGUCGGCUGCCAGAAUUGGAGCUAGUAAAGUUGAUUGUAAGAAUUAUAGAAGGGAUUUGAAUCUUUACAUCGGAGAGUAUGAUGCAGAAAUGGUAGUUAGGCGCCUUAUUAGGAAGAAAGAAUGUUGUCCUGGAAUCAAAAAAAAUUAUACAGUGUUUGGUGACAUAUUUGGUUUUGAUGCUACUUAUAAAUCAAACAAGUAUGAUUUGGUUUUUGUACCAUUUACUGGUAUUGAUAAUCAUUUUAGGAAUGUCACAUUUGGUGGUGCAUUACUUGGUUCGGAGACUGCAGAUUCGUAUAGAUGGCUUUUAAGAUGCUUUGUUAAUGCUUUUGGAAGUGAGCCUAAAGUUGUUGUUACUGAUCAAGAUGCUGCAAUGAAGAGAGCUAUUAAGGAUGUACUUCCAAGAAGUAGGCAUAGGUUAUGUAUGUGGCAUAUAUGGGAGAAAUUGAAGACAAAGGUUGGUCCUGUUUUGUCAGCAAACACUGAUUUUAAUACAAGAAUGACUCGUGUUGUUUGGAAUGAUACUAUUAUUCCAGAAGAUUUUGAAACUGAGUGGCAUUCAAUAAUGUUUACUUUUGGAUUGGAAAAUCAUGAGUGGUUAAAAGACAUGUACGAUCUUCGAUUUGAUUGGAUUCCUGCUUAUUACCAUGGAGAGGAUUUGGCUGGGCUUAUGCAUUUGCAAUCCAAGAUGUACACUUGUUGA
This is a messenger RNA of Helianthus annuus (common sunflower), 1080 nucleotides long. RefSeq names its product protein FAR1-RELATED SEQUENCE 6-like. Gene Ontology annotation, biological process: regulation of DNA-templated transcription. The record is from RefSeq and is a predicted model, not a curated record. Bases 1 to 1080 code for a protein of 359 amino acids. The transcript has 8 exons. NCBI's taxonomy places the organism in Eukaryota, Viridiplantae, Streptophyta, Magnoliopsida, Asterales, Asteraceae.